Sphenostylis stenocarpa is the source of this 1503-nucleotide messenger RNA. NCBI's taxonomy places the organism in Eukaryota, Viridiplantae, Streptophyta, Magnoliopsida, Fabales, Fabaceae. The record is from the annotation of a GenBank genome assembly.
AUGGAUUCUGGCGGCAAUUCUUUACCAUCUGCUCCUGAUGGGGUUAAGAGGAAGGUGUGCUAUUUCUAUGAUCCAGAGGUUGGGAAUUACUAUUAUGGGCAAGGUCAUCCUAUGAAGCCACAUCGUAUACGGAUGACACAUGCUCUUCUUGCUCAUUAUGGAUUGCUUCAGCACAUGCAGGUCCAUAAGCCAUUUCCAGCUAGAGACAGGGAUCUUUGUCGUUUUCACGCUGAUGAUUAUGUUGCAUUCCUUCGAAGCAUAACUCCUGAAACACAGCAGGAUCAUCUGAGGCAACUCAAACGCUUUAAUGUUGGUGAAGAUUGUCCUGUUUUUGAUGGCCUCUACUCUUUCUGUCAAACUUAUGCAGGGGGUUCAGUUGGGGGUGCUGUUAAGUUAAAUCAUGAUCAAUGUGAUAUUGCUGUCAACUGGGCUGGUGGGUUGCAUCAUGCCAAGAAGUGUGAGGCUUCUGGAUUUUGCUAUGUUAAUGAUAUAGUCCUUGCAAUCUUAGAACUUCUUAAACAACAUGAGCGUGUUCUAUAUGUGGACAUCGAUAUCCACCAUGGAGACGGUGUGGAAGAAGCAUUCUAUACUACUGACAGAGUCAUGACUGUUUCUUUUCAUAAAUUUGGAGACUAUUUUCCUGGUACUGGGGAUGUGCGUGAUAUUGGAUAUGGAAAAGGAAAAUACUACUCUCUUAAUGUUCCGCUUGAUGAUGGCAUUGAUGAUGAGAGUUAUCAUUUCUUGUUCAAACCAAUAAUUGGCAAAGUAAUGGAAGUGUUCAGGCCUGGUGCAGUAGUUCUCCAGUGUGGUGCUGAUUCUCUAUCUGGAGACCGAUUGGGAUGUUUCAAUCUUUCAAUUAGGGGACAUGCAGAGUGUGUCAGAUACAUGAGAUCAUUCAACGUGCCCCUCUUGCUACUAGGUGGUGGUGGCUACACCAUUCGGAAUGUUGCUCGAUGUUGGUGCUAUGAGACAGGAGUUGCUCUUGGAAUAGAAGUUGAUGACCAAAUGCCGCAGCACGAGUAUUAUGAAUAUUUUGGUCCAGAUUAUACCCUUCAUGUUGCCCCAAGUAACAUGGAAAACAAGAAUUCCCAUCAUUUACUCGAAGAAAUUCAAUCUAAGCUACUUGAGAAUCUUUCCAAGCUGCAGCAUGCUCCUAGUGUCCAAUUUCAGGAAAGGCCUCCAGAUUCUGAUCUUGGAGAGGCAGAUGAAGAUCAUGAUGAUGGAGAUGAGACAUGGGAUCCAGAUUCUGACAUGGACAUUGAUGUUGAACGUGAGCUUGUACCAAGCAAGGUAAAGAAAGAAAUUGCUGAACCUCAGCUCAAUGAUCUGGAUGACCAGAGAAGUGGGGAGUUUUUGAGAGGCUCUGAUACUGCAGUUGCUGAAACUUGCAUGAAGGCUCUAGAUAUUUCUUCUCAGAAAGCUGAUGAAGAUAAUGUGAAAGUUGAACAGAAUACUGUGACUGAGUUGACUAAAGAGACAGACCUGAAGUGUCAAGCAACGUAG